AGCUGUUGCGCAGCCAUUGGUACCUGUAUUGGGGAAACAUAGCAUACAAGCAAGAACCUUACAGCCUCAGUGGCGAAAAUUUUUUCAUGUCAGAGACCGAGAACUCUUGCAGUCGUUUAUGUCAUCCCGUCUUCUCCAGACAGAAGAUACCAAAAAACUGCAAUCAAAGAUCUCUUCAUCUUAUUGAUAAAGCAACUAAUAAGACAAAAUGUCUGUCAACGUCAACCGCAGUGUUUCAGAUCAGUUCUAUCGCUACAAAAUGCCCCGUCUGAUUGCCAAGGUUGAGGGCAAAGGAAAUGGAAUAAAGACAGUUAUAGUCAACAUGGUUGACGUUGCAAAGGCGCUUAAUCGGCCUCCAACAUAUCCUACCAAAUUUUUUGGUUGUGAGCUGGGAGCACAGACCCAGUUUGAUGUUAAGAAUGACCGUUACAUUGUCAAUGGAUCUCAUGAGGCGAAUAAGCUGCAAGACAUGUUGGAUGGAUUCAUUAAAAAAUUUGUUCUCUGUCCUGAGUGUGAGAAUCCUGAAACUGAUCUGCAUGUCAAUACUAAGAAACAAACUAUAGGCAACUCUUGCAAAGCCUGUGGCUAUCGAGGCAUGCUUGACACAAACCAUAAACUCUGCACGUUCAUUCUCAAAAACCCACCUGAGAGCAGUGAUGCUGGCACAGGAAAGAAGGAAAAAGAGAAGAAAAAUCGUAAAGGCAAAGAUAAAGAGAAUGGUUCUGUGUCUAGCAAUGAGACGCCACCUCCACCCCCACCACCAGAGGAGAUUACUCCUCCACAGUUAGCGGAAGAUGAUGAUGAUGACUGGGGUGAGGACACAACUGAAGAAGCCCAGAGGCGCAGAAUGGAUGAAAUUAGUGAUCAUGCAAAAAACCUCACGCUUAGUGAUGAUCUGGAAAGAACAGUGGAAGAGCGAGUCAACAUACUAUUUGACUUUGUUAAGAAAAAGAAGGAAGAAGGUGUCAUUGAUGCUUCUGACAAAGACAUUAUAGCAGAAGCGGAGAGACUGGAUGUAAAGGCUAUGGGCCCUCUAGUUUUGACUGAAGUCCUCUUCAACGAGAAGAUACGGGAACAAAUAAAGAAAUACAGGCGUCAUUUCCUACGUUUCUGCCACAACAACAAGAAAGCUCAGAGAUACCUUCUCCAUGGCUUUGAGUGUGUAGUAGCCAUGCAUCAAGCUCAGCUUAUUUCAAAAAUUCCCCAUAUCCUGAAAGAAAUGUAUGAUGCAGAUCUUCUGGAAGAAGAGGUCAUUCUUGGCUGGGCAGAAAAGGCUUCUAAGAAAUAUGUCUCUAAAGAGCUUGCCAAAGAGAUACGUGUCAAAGCAGAGCCUUUUAUCAAAUGGCUGAAGGAAGCUGAGGAAGAGUCAUCUGGUGGUGAAGAGGAGGAGGAAGACGAGAACAUUGAGGUAGUAUACUCUCCAACUGCCAGUGUUCCUAAAGUUGAAACUGUGAAGCCUGCAAAUAAGGACGAAGAUAUUGAUAUUGAUGCCAUUUAGUGAUGCAGCCCAGCUUCUAGUAAAUGAUGCAAAUGUCUCUGCAUUUUCUGCCAGAAGUGCAACAUGUAUGUGCACAAGCUGAAAUGGCUUAACAUCAUGCUACUCUUUGUACUCAAGUGUGUAUCUUUUUACUGUGACUGGUCCUGUGUAACUAAGCCUAAUACCAAGGAGUCCACACACAGCAGUGAACUGAUGCUAGUUUGCAAAUGGCAUGGGUUUUUUUCUUUUUUUUUUUUUUUUUUUUUUCUUUUUUUUUAACUUGUGUUUGGACACGUACUUGGAGCACAUUUAUAGAGUUGUGGAAAUAAAGGAUUUGGUUUUGGUCAGUCUUCA
This is a messenger RNA of Alligator sinensis (Chinese alligator), 1831 nucleotides long. RefSeq names its product eukaryotic translation initiation factor 5 (gene EIF5). NCBI's taxonomy places the organism in Eukaryota, Metazoa, Chordata, Crocodylia, Alligatoridae. The record is from RefSeq and is a predicted model, not a curated record. Gene Ontology annotation, molecular function: GDP-dissociation inhibitor activity; translation initiation factor activity; eukaryotic initiation factor eIF2 binding. Gene Ontology annotation, biological process: formation of translation preinitiation complex; formation of cytoplasmic translation initiation complex; translational initiation. Gene Ontology annotation, cellular component: cytosol. The transcript has 10 exons. The coding region runs from base 209 to 1498 and encodes 429 amino acids.